Phialemonium atrogriseum is the source of this 2302-nucleotide messenger RNA. RefSeq names its product glycosyl hydrolase family 3 C-terminal domain-containing protein. The transcript is spliced from 2 exons. The record is from RefSeq and is a predicted model, not a curated record. NCBI's taxonomy places the organism in Eukaryota, Fungi, Ascomycota, Sordariomycetes, Cephalothecales, Cephalothecaceae. Gene Ontology annotation, biological process: glucan catabolic process. Bases 26 to 2218 code for a protein of 730 amino acids. Gene Ontology annotation, molecular function: beta-glucosidase activity.
CGUCAUCCUGGGGCCGACCAUCAACAUGCAGCGCUCGCCGCUCGGCGGCCGCGGCUUCGAGUCCAUCGGCGAGGACCCCGUGCUGGCCGGGCUGGGCGCCGGCGCGCUCGUGGCCGGCAUCCAGGAGACGGGCGUGCAGGCGACGCUCAAGCACUUUGUGUGCAACGACCAGGAGCACAAGCGCAAUGCCGUGCAGGCCAUCGUCACGCAGCGGGCGCUGCGCGAGAUCUACGCGCUGCCCUUCCAGCUCGCGAUCCGCGAGUCCCGGCCGGGCGCCGUCAUGACCGCCUACAACGGCGUCAACGGCGUCUACUGCAGCGAGAACCCGGACCUGCUCGAUAGGCUGCUGCGCCGCGAGUGGGGCUGGGACGGCGCCGUCAUGAGCGACUGGUACGGCACCUACACCACGAGCGACGCCGCCAACGCGGGGCUCGACCUCGAGAUGCCCGGCCCCUCGCGCUUCAGGGGCGAGUCCCUCAAGUUCAACGUCCAGACCGACAAGGUCUGGGGCCACGUGCUCGACGAGCGCGCGAGGGCGAUGCUCAAUCUCGUCAAGAGGUGCGCCGCCUCGGGCGUGCCCGAGAACGCGGAGGAGGGGACGCUCGACACCCCCGAGACGGCCGCCCUGUUGAGGGAGAUUGGCGGGGAGAGUCUGGUCCUGCUGAAGAACGACAACGAUAUCCUGCCCCUGAAGAAGGAUAAGAAGACUGUCGUCAUCGGUCCCAACGCCAAGGUCGCCACGUACCACGGAGGAGGGUCAGCCUCGCUGGCCGCAUACUACGCGGUCACGCCGUACGACGGGAUCAGCGCCAAGCUGCCCUCACCGGCCGGGUACAGCGUCGGCUGCUACUCGCACAAGAUGCUACCUCUGCUCGGCUACGCGCUGGAGUCCAAGAACGGCCAGCAGGGCAUGACCAUGAGCGUCUACAACGAGCCCCCGAGCGAGAGCAAGCGGGAGGAGACGGACUCGAUCGAGCUGCUCAAGACGGAGCUGCUCCUCGUCGACUACUACAACCCGAAGCUCAAGUCUGCGCUGUGGUACGCCGACUUUGAGGGCUCCUUCGUCGCCGACGAGGACUGCACCUGGGAGCUCGGGGUCGUCGUGUGCGGGACGGCCAAGCUGUUCGUCAACGGCGAGCUCGUCGUCGACAACGCGACGGUGCAGCGGCAGGGCGAUGCCUUCUUCGGCUCGUCGACGGUCGAGGAGAAGGGCUUCCUCAAGGUCAAGAAGGGCGAGACGUACAAGGUCAAGGUCGAGUUCGCGUCGGCCGUCACGUCCAAGCUGGCGGGCAACAACGUCCUCUUCGGGGGCGGCACCCUGCGCGUGGGCGGCUGCAAGGUGAUCGACGCGGCGCAGGAGAUCGCGCGGGCGGCCGAGCUGGCCAAGGACGCCGACCAGGUCAUCGUCUGCGCGGGGCUCAACGCCGACUGGGAGACGGAGGGCUCGGACCGCGACGGCAUGGACCUCCCGGCCACCAUGGACGACAUGAUCGCCGCGGUCGCGGCCGCCAACCCCAACACGGUCGUGGUCAUGCAGUCGGGCACGCCGGUGCACAUGCCGUGGGCCGACAGCGUGCCGGCCAUCGUGCAGGCGUGGUACGGCGGCAACGAGACGGGCAACGUCAUCGCCGACGUGCUCUUCGGCGACGUCAACCCCUCCGGGAAGCUCAGCCUGAGCUUCCCCGUCCGGCUACGCGACAACCCGAGCUACCUCAACUUCAAGGCCGAGGGCGGCCGCACGCUGUACGGCGAGGACGUCUACAUCGGAUACCGGUACUACGAGUAUGCCGACCGCGAGGUCCUGUUCCCCUUCGGCCACGGCCUGAGCUACACCCAGUUCGAGUUCUCCGGCCUGUUCGUCACAGAGAAGGAGGGCAAGCUGUCCGUCGCGGUGACGGUGAAGAACGUCGGGAAGGUCAAGGGCGCCGAGGUCAUCCAGGUCUACGUUGCUCCCAAGCAGGCUGCCAGGGUCAACAGGCCGCUGAAGGAGUUGAAGGGAUUCGGCAAGGUGCAUCUCGAGCCGGGUGAGAGCGUGCAGCACGAGAUUGAAAUCGAGACCAAGUACGCGGUGAGUUACUGGGCCGAGGAGCGCGCCCAGUGGUGCGGGGAGCAGGGCGACUACGAGGUUAUCGUCAGCAAUAGCAGUGAGGUGAAGGAGGGCAAGGCCGUCAAGGCCACCUUCAGCGUCGCCGAGGAUUUCUGGUGGACCGGAUUGUAAAUAGAGGCCAAUAUGGUAUUCUAGCUGGAUUCUAGAUAAAAGUUUGGUUUUAUCCUAUUCCUAAAUCAGAGAGACGUUCAUUAG